This is a messenger RNA of Adineta steineri, 807 nucleotides long. The record is from the annotation of a GenBank genome assembly. NCBI's taxonomy places the organism in Eukaryota, Metazoa, Rotifera, Eurotatoria, Adinetida, Adinetidae.
AUGGCAGCUUGGUCGAAAGGCAUGUACUGUAUGAAGGGACGUGGAGGUGAAGACAACAUAAAUAAUAACUUACCUGUAAAUCCAUUGGUUGAUCUCACUCAAAAGGACUGGUGGUUCCAACAUUAUCAAGGUUGUGACAAAGAACCACCAGCUGACGGUGACUAUCUUGAACUACCAGCUGGAGGUUCGUUCAAUGUUGAAAUUGCCACUAAUCGUGCUUUCACAACUUUUGGUCAUGACAAAAAUUUUAAUGGAUAUUUUGGUGGUCCACAACAAUUAGAAUAUACUCCUUGGGGUUGUGUUUCCUAUCCUAACUUACACACACCAAAUCAAACUGCAGCACCAGGAACAGUUUUUGCUAUCUCAUAUCAAAAUAGUAUCGAUAAAGUUACACCGGAAAAUUUAGUUGUUUUUACUGUACGAUAUAAAACUCCCUGGCAAAGAGUAACAUCGUACGAUGUACCAAAAGAUUUACCUCCAUGUCCUCCAGGUGGUUGUACAUGUGCAUGGGGCUGGGUUCCUAUGGGUUGUGGACAACCGAACAUGUAUAUGCAAGGUCAUAAAUGUAUAGUUACUGGUUCAACUUCUACAAAGAAACUUGCUGUAGCUAAACCUCCAGUUUAUUGUGAACAUGAUCGUUCAAAAUGUGUAAAAGGAGCAAAACAAAUGGUCUACUAUUAUCAAAAAGAUGGUAAUAACGUGUUUAAUGUUCCAGUAAUGCCAACGUACAAUGAAGUUAUGGGCUUUGCAGAAGGUGCACAGAAUGAUAUUUUCGAAGACUCUGAUUUAACGUCGAAUAUAGGUUAA